UUUGGUCGGUAGGGGGAGCUGCUGCUUGUACAGUUGCUCUCGCAGAGCUUUACAAAUUGCCGCAAGAAUAAGAGUGAAGACACCGUGAAGAUAUGUUUUCAUUAUCCCACACUUCUAGGAAAAGUAUCUCUCCUCUUUUAACUGAUGGUCCGUUAAACCAGCCUACUACUUUGUGUGUGUAACAUUUUUAACACACCAUGAAUUAUUUCUGCCUGAAUAAUCGGAACAGUUCUUCCGCCACUGCUCAUUUAUUUGUUUUGAACAAAAUCAAGCCGUCAAUUGUAAGAUAUAGUUCAGAGAAUAUUAUCUAAUUACCUUGUGGAAAGAGGCGAUGGUAUGAAUAUCCGUAAUAGUGGUGUUAAACGCACAUGUUUGCAUCAGUUGAAGGCGGAAAGAAAAGUUCCGGCACUGUCACUGUCGGAACUUAAUAGUGUGACAUCGAGCGGAAGUAAAUAAUACAAGCGCUGUGUUGGAGGCGUACGUAUAUUUAAUUAGCUAGGAUACUACAUUAAAAUUGCGGCAUAUGCAGUUAUUUCAUGGUUAAUUUAACAACACGGUAUCCAGUCGAGUAUUUCAGGAAUUAGGAAUUAAAAAAUAAGGACAAAAGGAAUUAAUAAUAAUUUAACAAAAAACAAACAAACAAAAAAAAAAAACAACCUAUCGUCGAACAAAAGAAAUACAUCUGUCUGACUGUUGGAUAUUGUUUGGAGACCUGAAAUGAAAUUACCCAAUAUAGAGCCUCCACAGCAACAUGUCUGUAAGGAGGAAGAGUUUCUCACAGACCAGCAGCUCUGUAUUCAGGAGAGGAGCUCCAGUCUGGACCAAGAGGACCCAGAGCCUCCACAGAUUAAAGAGGAAGAGGAGGAACUCUGCACCAGUCAGGAGGGAGAGCAGCUUGAGCUGAAGGAGGAGGCUGAUACCUUUAUGUUGACUCCUACUCAUGAGGAAAGUGACCACAGUGAAGAUCAGACUCUGGACUUCAACUCUGAUGAUACUUUUAGUGAAGCAGAGAAAGAGUCUGUAGCCAACAUGCCAGUUAUAAGCUCGGUGGUAUCAGAAGCACACGGUGGCAACCAGGAGGGAGAGCAGCUUGCACUGAAGCAGGAGACGGAUACCUUUAUGUUGACUCCUACUCAUGAAGAAAGUGACCACAGCGAAGAUCAGACUUUGAGCUUGAAUCUGGACAAAAGUCAGUGUCCAUCAGAGCUUCCAGCUUGCAUGGGUAUCAGUUGCCUAAAUGACAAAUCUGGCAGUGAAAAUUGUGAAGCAUCAAAACCAAAAAGUGACCACCAGCUCCUCUCUCAAAACUCUUGUGUAGCUAAGAGAGGAGAUCAGAAAGGAGGCGAGCAUGGGGACUCAGGAUUGACUCAAAAUUCAGAGCCAGAACCCAAAAAAAGACAUCACAAAAGCAGAAGUCACAGAGACAAGGUAAACAAUUUCCACACAGGUGAAAAGUCUUUCAAAUGUUACACAUGUGAGAAAGCUUUUAACUGUAAGUCACAUUUCCAGAGACACCUGAUAACACACACAGGUGAGAAGCCAUAUUCUUGUGACACCUGUGGGAAAAGAUUCUUUUGGACAUCAGAGUUAAACACUCAUAUAACAAUCCACACAGAUGAGAAGCCAUAUGUGUGCAAAUUAUGCGGGAAAGCUUUCAGACAGAAUCGCUUCUUGAAAAGCCACAUGAGAACACACACGGGCGAGAAGCCGUACCUUUGCAACACCUGCGGUAAAAGAUUCCGUUACAUGUCGGGACUGAACACUCACGUCAAACUACACACAGGUGAGAAACCAUAUACUUGUCAAACAUGCGGGCAAGAUUUCAGACUUAGCGGUGACUUAAAAGUCCACAUGAGGACCCACACAGGUGAGAAGCCGUACCUUUGCAAGACCUGCGGGAAAAGAUUUGCUUACACAUCAGCGCUGAAAACUCAUGCAAGAAUCCACACAGGUGAGAAACCAUAUUUGUGCAACACAUGCGGGAAAGAUUUCAGACGUAGCAACGAGUUGACGGCCCACAUUAGAAGGAAACACAUUUUUACACGCACAAGGUGAUUUAAUGUUGCAGCUCACCAGGUGGAGGUUAAGGCGAAUUUUCUCUGUUGCCGUCAGGGUGUCAUUACACUUUACCUGCUUGUAAAACUAACCAGCAUUCAAUUUUUUUAUUCCUGCUGCUAUUUGUCUUUAAAAUUCUUUGUACAUUUUUGUUUUUACUGUUUUUAUGUCUGUUAUGGUAAUGUGUCUAUUAACUUUUAUUAUUUAUAGAGUCAUUUGUUCCACUGAACUCCCUGGCAUUUUUUUUAUUACUCAUUCAUUUAUGUGUCUACAUGUUCUGUUCAAACAAAUUGCUCCUGGUGGGAUUAAUAAAGUUGUCUAAAUCUGAAUCUGACUGUAUUAAGGAAGCACAGUUAUUUUUAAUGUGUGAUUCAUUUAUUUUACAUAAAUCUUUAUAUAAAAUAAUGACAGCCCACAUGUCGUGUGUUACAGUGAAUUUUUAACGUAAUAAAGGUGUUUACAUUGUAAGAGAGACUUUUGUUUUUGUGAUGACUUCUCUUUCGUUUGAUUAAAUAUUGUUAUAUGUUAUAAUUAACAACAGAAUUUGACAGUAACAUGCUGCACGUGAUCUGCAGGGUGUGUCACCUUAUAUCAAGUUAAAUCAAAGACAAGAUACAUGACAAUAUACAAUUAAGAAAAAUGAUGCAGCAUUAAUAAAAUAAAAUAAAAAUGCUCUGCCUGGCAGCAUAAAAAGACAAGUGACCCAGCACUAGUAAAGGGUUUAUUCAUUCCAGAGGUCAGUCCUUUACAUUUGUAGGAGAGAGUUUCUCAGCUUCAACAUCAGAGAUUCUCAAUUCACAUUAGUGUUGUCACAGCACUGGAAUUCUAACUUUGACAAAAUGCGCUGAAAAAUACUGAUCUCUGAUAUCAUUUUUGAUACUAAGGGGCAUGAUUGACAAUGAGGGCAUAAAGUUAAACACAUUUUAACAGAAGAUAACUGUAACAAUGCUUUGACAUUUUUCCUUCUCUUAGUAGCAGAAUGACUGUCGUAGACAUUAACAAUGAUUAUAACUUUUUUACAUUAACAAAAACAAUAUUCUUCUUGCAGCAGUGCACAUUCAAAAGACACUCAGAUUGUCACACAUUCAAAAGGAAGUAAAGUGCAGGUAAAAAACAAAACCAUGUCACAAAAGAUUAUAUGCAGCUAGAAUAAAUUAGGUGGGAGUCGAGAAGACGGCACCGUGAUGGAGUGAGAGGAGUCGAGGCAAUGGGGACACAGCUCUUAUAUCUCUGUUUUCACAUUUCUUUAUCCUUGUCAAUCAUUACUUCAUGUAUACUUUUUGUUUUUAUUUCACACUUGCUUUGACAGUGUAAAUGUAUGUUCAUCAUGUCAGUAAAGCUCCAUUAAACUGAACUGAACAUAAUUAAACGGAGAAGAGAGCAAGUGAGAGGAGGCAGCAAUGGAGGCACUGCAGUGGUGUCAUAACAUUGUUAGGGAAAAAUACCAGUAUAUCGAUACUGCAGAAAAAGAGUAUUGACACCUUUAAGAACAUUUGUAAUCAUUAUGUAUCUAUAAAUCAAUAUUUUUGACAGUAGGUCGUGUAUAAAAGUAGCAAAACAAGAGUAUUAAUUUAACAGCACAUACAUUUGUGGAAACUGCACUCAUUGUGCAACAAGACCUUUCAAAGAUUUUGGAGAUUAUGAUUGUUAAAACAUUACUAUUGCUGAAGUCAUCAUGAGUAAUACAGUAACAUUAAGUGGAAAAAACAGGUUAAUUCAUAAAUGCUAUUACUGUGGUCUAAGACAGUCCCCAAAUAAACACAAACAACUCCCAAAUUCAAACGCUGGGGUCCUAAAACUCUUUGUGAUGUCAUAGGGUAUCAAGUCUAGAGCUGCUCCAUUGACAAUGGAUUGAGACAGAUGUUAAAGAUGACACUGAGAGCUCCCAGGGGGAUGUUAUGAGUAUAACAUAUGGCUACAUUAACUGAGAACAGUGCAACAGAAUAAGGCUCAUUUGGGUAUAAUAAAGAAAACAAAAUUCUAUACAUACAUAAAAUUCGGCUCACAUUCACUGUCUGUGGAGCGGAUGCAGACUUAACACCCUCCAACAUCACAAACUGGAGACUUACUUCUCCGGUUUCUGGCUUUGAGAGAGCAGCUCAUGUUCACAAUUAAUUAUUAAAGUUUCCUAGGCCAUGUUAAAAACAUAUUGGUAUUCUUUAUUUGGGUGGUGUUCCCUUUUAACAAAACUUGAUGGCAUUAUUUAUGAUGUAAUACGAUAUUCUGCCCUAUUUUAACUGAAAAUUCUUCAGUACAAUUACAGUGAUGUUGCUAUUACAAAACUGCAUUCAUUUUAAUAAUAAUAAUAAUAAUAAUAAACUUUAUUUAUAGAGCGCUUUUCAAAACAGGGUUACAAAGUGCUUUACAUGGUUGAUCCUGGAUUUAAAACAAUGCAGGAUUCAAGCAAAUAAAAUGAGGCGAUUUCAAGAAAAUACAAAGAACAGUAAAGAUAAAAUACCGUUGCAGAAGCAGAUAAGAAAAGUUGGCAACUAAGGCCCUGUAGAUUGCACUGAGGCACAGCACAUCGAUUAAAGUAAUACAAUAUAAAACACAAGAUAAAAAAACAAUAAAAAUAAUUAAAUGGGACAUAUAUAAAAUAAACAGUGUGCCACUGAUUCUGAAAGCCUCUGAUCCUCAGGCAUGGAGUUCCAGAGCUGAGGGGCCUUGACUGCAAAAGCCUCGUCACCUUUAGUUUUGAGCCAGGACUGAAGAACAGCCAGCAGAGCCCUGUCUGAGGAUCUGAGGCUGCGACCUGGCUCACAGGGGAGAAGCAUCUCAGCAGUGUAGCCUGGGGCUGAACCAUGCUUUAAAAGUGAUCAGUAAAAUCAGAAAGGACCUGAUUUUGGAGAUGCUUCUUAAUUGAUAGAAAGAGUACUGGACGAUGCUUGUAAUUUGUUUUUUAAAGGAGAGGUCACUUUUAAAUAUCACACCAAGGUUUUGGGCUGCAGGUUUGACAUUUGCAGAUAGAGACAUUUUAAUGAGUGAACACUUGUCCAGAGGAGCUGGUGGUUUGUCCUGUUUACGGACUGUUUUGUCAGGUAUGAGAUAUACUUUCUAAUAAGUGCUCAUGUGGCUCCUCACCUGUGAGGGUUCAAAUACAAAGUCAGUAUGCACUCCAAUAUGCCUUCCCAAUUC
Molecule: messenger RNA, 5190 nt
Organism: Epinephelus fuscoguttatus (brown-marbled grouper)
Lineage: Eukaryota; Metazoa; Chordata; Actinopteri; Perciformes; Serranidae
Product: zinc finger and SCAN domain-containing protein 2-like
Exons: 2
Coding region: 718-2055 (445 amino acids)
Biological process (GO): regulation of transcription by RNA polymerase II
Cellular component (GO): nucleus
Molecular function (GO): DNA-binding transcription factor activity, RNA polymerase II-specific; RNA polymerase II cis-regulatory region sequence-specific DNA binding
Source: RefSeq, a predicted model, not a curated record